CCAAUGUCAUACAUAUUCGAUACAAAGGAGUUUAAAGUGUUCUCCCGAAUCCACAUUAUUUCAUAUUAAAAAACUUAAAAAAAUAUCGAAAAAUGCGCUUUGAAGUUACCUGUCUACUCAUCUUCGCCAUUUUUUGCGGUUAUUCUUCUUCAACGGAAACACCUAAAACCGACCAAGAGCGAUUCUUGCUUACCACUGCUUCCAUAACGUUUACCACUUUCACCCUAAUUAAAAAAACCACUACCACCACUUCAACUUUUACUUCCGUAACAACUUGUACCACCUCAACGUCAACUCUAACGACGUGCACCAUUGGACGCCGGCGUCGUGGACUCUUUUACGACGAUGCUACAUCCCAGGGCCGCAGUCGCAGAGGGCUCUUCUAUAACGACGAUGAAGUCCAGAACAAGGAAGGUGGCACCUUUCUUCCCGUUGAAACAAAGUCAAGUGAGCCAUCUUUAGAAGUAGCCAAUACAUCUAUUGACGAAUCGUCUCUAAUUCCUUUGGAAAUUGAAUCUGGUUUCGUGGUGCCCGAAGGAAGUCCGAAUCGAUUUUUGUUGGCUUUCGGUACGUCAACUGUUACCAGUGUAGUCAUCACUACAUCAACGAGCAGCCUGACGGCUAUUUGCAGUAGCACCACUGGCUUUCCUUUAUGUGGGAAUGCUGGAAAAUAAACUGCAGCUAUCGUGUAUUCAUUUAAUGACAAAUGAAGUUAAAUCAAUUUUAUUCCGGCAGACUUUAUACCCAAUUUAUCCACAUCAACACAAUUUGGAAAUUGAAAUUUUUCAAAAUUUUCUGUAUGAAACCACAUAAGAUUUGUGUACAAUGUCACAGUUUAAAAAUUUUCAGAAUAAACGAUUAAUUAGCA
Messenger RNA from Daphnia pulex (common water flea), 868 nucleotides. RefSeq names its product glucoamylase S1-like. The transcript is spliced from 2 exons. Bases 93 to 674 code for a protein of 193 amino acids. NCBI's taxonomy places the organism in Eukaryota, Metazoa, Arthropoda, Branchiopoda, Diplostraca, Daphniidae. The record is from RefSeq and is a predicted model, not a curated record.